UUUCUUUUUGUUCUUUAUCAACUGCUAUCUGGGUUCUUACUUUAUUCAAUAAAUUUGAAUAUGGGGUUGCAGAGAAUUGUUUUGUUCACAUUAGAUAUACAGAACAGAACUUGGUUCUUUAUCAUCUAUCAUCUGACUUGCUUUAUUUUCUUUCUAUAAUGGGUCCUGUUCUCAACAUAUUUGAAUCCAGAGAGAGAACUAAAAGCAUAGAAAGCUCUCAUCUGUCUUUCUUUUAUCUCUCUCUAGAUCAUAUGCCUGAAGCAUUCUGCAACUUGGCCAUAAUAUAACUUGUAUACUGUGAGAGCUGUUGAUAAUCAGAUUAAUAUCUUGAGGUUAUUGUUAUGGACAAAGAGAAUGGCCUGAAUGGCAAUACCAGUACCCAUGAAGCCGGCACCUCAAAAAGCCAUGAAGAGGAGAAAGAGAAGAAAUCCAGCACAAAUGGGCUACCACAAGAUACGGAGAAGAGCAAAGGAGAUGAAAAGACCAACUCAGUUCCAUUUCACAAGCUCUUUUCAUUUGCAGAUUCCAAAGAUGUAAUUUUGAUGAUUAUUGGCACAAUUGCUGCUAUUGGGAAUGGAUUAGCUCUGCCCCUUAUGACGAUUGUUCUUGGGGAUAUUAUUGAUGCCUUUGGACAAAACCAGAAUCAAGAUGUGGUUAAAGUAGUUUCCAAGGUGUCCCUAAGAUUUGUCUACUUAGCAAUAGGUGCAGCAGCAGCAUCAUUUCUCCAGGUGGCUUGUUGGAUGGUCACAGGAGAGAGACAGGCUGCAAGAAUCAGGGCUUUAUAUUUGAAAACCAUAUUGAGACAAGAUAUUGCUUUCUUUGAUAAGGAAACAAACACCGGAGAGGUCAUUGGCAGAAUGUCCGGUGACACUGUUCUUAUACAAGAUGCUAUGGGAGAGAAGGUUGGGAAAUUUAUACAGCUCGUAUCCACAUUCUUGGGAGGAUUUGUUAUAGCAUUUGUCAAAGGGUGGUUACUUACCUUCGUCAUGUUAUCCUCUAUCCCCCUGCUAGUGAUAGCUGGUGGAGUGAUGUCUAUCACAAUAUCUAAGAUGGCAUCCCGCGGACAAACUGCUUAUGCAAAAGCCGCAACUGUAGUCGAGCAGACUAUUGGAUCAAUUAGAACUGUUGCAUCUUUUACUGGGGAAAAGCAAGCCAUAAGUAACUACAAGAAGUUUCUCGUUACUGCAUACAAUUCAGGAGUUCAUGAGGGCAUCGCUACUGGAGUAGGUCUUGGAGUACUAAUGUUAGUCGUAUUCUGCAGUUAUUCCUUGGCAAUAUGGUUUGGUGGAAAGAUGAUACUAGAAAAAGGGUACACAGGGGGGCAGGUGCUUAACGUGAUCAUUGCCGUGUUGAGUGGUUCCAUGUCCCUGGGGCAGGCAUCUCCAUGCAUGAGCGCAUUUGCUGCUGGACAGGCUGCAGCUUAUAAAAUGUUUGAGACUAUCAGUCGCAUGCCAGAGAUAGAUGCUUAUGACACAAGGGGAAAGAUAUUGGAAGACAUCCGUGGAGAUAUAGAAUUGAGGGAUGUAUAUUUCAGUUAUCCAGCUAGACCAGAAGAACAAAUAUUUAGUGGAUUUUCUCUGUCAAUCCCAAGUGGCACAACUACAGCAUUGGUGGGACAAAGUGGAAGCGGGAAGUCCACAGUGAUCAGUCUGAUAGAGAGGUUUUAUGAUCCACAGGCUGGUGAAGUACGCAUAGAUGGGAUCAACCUCAAAGAGUUUCAGUUAAAAUGGAUUAGGGAGAAAAUUGGACUUGUCAGCCAAGAACCAGUGCUGUUUACUGCCAGCAUUAGGGAUAAUAUUGCGUAUGGAAAGGAUGGAGCAACCACCGAAGAGAUAAGAUCUGCAGCUGAACUUGCCAACGCUGCUAAAUUCAUCGACAAACUACCUCAGGGAUUAGACACCAUGGCUGGUGAGCAUGGAACUCAGCUAUCUGGUGGGCAGAAACAGAGAAUUGCAAUUGCAAGAGCAAUCCUGAAAGAUCCACGGAUUUUACUUUUAGAUGAAGCCACAAGUGCACUUGAUGCAGAAUCUGAAAGGGUAGUUCAGGAGGCACUAGACAGGAUAAUGGUCAACCGAACAACUGUUAUUGUAGCCCAUCGUCUGAGUACAAUCAGGAAUGCUGAUGUUAUUGCUGUUAUCCACCGUGGAAAGAUGGUUGAAAAAGGUUCACAUUCAGAGUUACUCAUGGAUCCUGAUGGCGCAUACUCUCAGCUUAUACGCUUACAAGAAGUAAAUAAAGAUUCAGAGCAAAAACCUGAGGACCAUAAAAGAUCAGAUCUUUCUUCAGAAUCUUUUAGACAAUCAAGUCAAAGAAUCUCACUGCGAAGAUCCAUCAGCCGGGGAUCAUCUGGUGUAGGAAAUAGCAGUCGUCAUUCAUUCUCAGUCUCAUUUGGUUUGCCUACAGGAAUUAAUGCCACCGAUAACCCCCAGGAAGAACCUACAGAUUCUCCAUCACCAGAAAAUACUCCAGAAGUUCCAAUCCGUCGCCUCGCAUAUCUCAACAAGCCUGAGAUUCCAGUGCUAAUAUUUGGAGCUAUAGCUGCCUGUGCCAAUGGUGUCAUAUUUCCCAUCUAUGGUAUACUACUGUCUAGGGUGAUCAAAUCAUUUUAUGAACCACCUCAUGAAUUAAGAAAGGACACGAAUUUCUGGGCGCUUAUAUUUAUGACUCUUGGUCUGGCAAGCUUUGUGGUAAUACCAUUACAAUUUUACUUCUUUGGCGUGGCUGGCAGUAGAUUAAUCCAACGGAUCCGGACUAUUUGUUUCGAGAAGGUGGUUCACAUGGAGGUUGGUUGGUUUGACGAGCCUGAGCACUCAAGUGGUGCAAUUGGUGCUAGGCUUUCAGCAGAUGCAGCAACAGUGCGUGCUUUGGUUGGAGAUUCACUAGCUCAAAUGGUUCAAAACCUUGCAUCAGCAGUAGCAGGUCUAGUCAUUGCCUUCACUGCAAGUUGGCAAUUGGCCUUCAUUAUUCUUGCGCUGAUUCCUCUCAUUGGAGUCACUGGAUAUGUUCAAGUAAAGUUCAUGCAAGGGUUCAGUGCAGAUGCAAAGAUGAUGUACGAGGAAGCAAGCCAAGUUGCAAAUGAUGCUGUUGGAAGUAUAAGAACAGUUGCCUCUUUCUGUGCAGAGGAGAAGGUGAUGCAAAUGUACAAAAAGAAGUGUGAAGGCCCUAUGAAGACAGGAAUAAGGCAAGGUGUCAUAAGUGGAAUGGGAUUUGGAGCGUCUUUCUUCUUGCUGUUUUCUGUAUAUGCAACCAGUUUCUACGCAGGAGCUCAACUUGUCAAGCACGGGAAGACAUCAUUCUCGGAUGUUUUUCAAGUUUUCUUUGCCUUAACCAUGGCUGCUAUGGGAAUUUCACAGUCAAGUUCCUUGGCUCCUGAUUCCUCCAAGGCCAGGAGUGCUGUUGCUUCCAUAUUUUCAAUUAUUGACCGACAGUCAAAGAUAGAUCCAAGUGACGAAUCAGGAAUGACCAUAGAGAAUGUGAGAGGAGAAAUUGAGCUUCGUCGUGUAAGCUUUAGGUAUCCAUCUAGGCCGGACAUUCAAAUUUUCCGAGACCUGAACUUGGCAAUUCACUCUGGCAAGACUGUGGCUCUAGUUGGAGAAAGUGGAAGUGGGAAAUCAACUGUCAUCUCAUUAUUGCAAAGAUUUUAUGAUCCUGAUUCAGGUCAUAUAACUCUAGAUGGAGUUGAAAUUCAAAGGCUCCAACUCAAGUGGCUGAGGCAGCAGAUGGGGCUUGUGAGCCAAGAACCAGUCUUGUUUAAUGAUACGAUCCGUGCCAACAUUGCGUAUGGAAAGGAUGGAGAUGCAACUGAAGCAGAAACUUUAGCAGCAUCAGAGUUGGCCAACGCUCACAAGUUCAUCAGUAGCUUACAACAGGGGUACGACACUCUUGUAGGAGAACGAGGGGUUCAAUUGUCAGGUGGGCAGAAACAGAGGGUAGCCAUAGCUCGUGCCAUAGUGAAAAGUCCAAAAAUACUGCUGUUAGAUGAGGCAACCAGUGCCUUAGAUGCUGAAUCAGAGAGAGUGGUCCAAGAUGCAUUAGACCGAGUAAUGGUGAACAGAACUACAAUUGUUGUAGCCCAUCGAUUAUCUACAAUCCAGAAUGCAGAUGUUAUUGCAGUGGUUAAAAAUGGGGUCAUUGUAGAGAAGGGAAAGCAUGAAACUUUGAUCAAUAUCAAAGAUGGCUUUUAUGCUUCCUUAGUCUCCCUUCAUACGACUGCCUCAACUGCAUGAGUUAUCAUUUGCUUUUUCUCCUUUUUUCAUUUUUCUCCCUAAUGCUGGCUGUUGUUACAAUUUUGGUAGAAGUCCUAUGUUCCACGUUGUCCAACCCAAAGCUAUAUGUAAAUGCGUUUCUCUUUUAUAA
This is a messenger RNA of Ricinus communis (castor bean), 4356 nucleotides long. RefSeq names its product ABC transporter B family member 4-like. The record is from RefSeq and is a predicted model, not a curated record. Gene Ontology annotation, cellular component: membrane. Gene Ontology annotation, biological process: transmembrane transport. The transcript is spliced from 13 exons. Gene Ontology annotation, molecular function: ABC-type transporter activity; ATP binding; ATP hydrolysis activity. The coding region runs from base 342 to 4226 and encodes 1294 amino acids. Lineage: Eukaryota; Viridiplantae; Streptophyta; Magnoliopsida; Malpighiales; Euphorbiaceae.